UUAACUAAAGGACUGCAAAAAAGUUUAAUCAUGUAAGGCUCUUAGGAUAAUCUCUUGUAUGGGGCGUGGUUUACCCGUCGAUUACACGCACUGGCCACGUUACAGACCGAAUGUACAGCAAGGAAGGACGUUUACAGAGGAAAGAUCAAGAGUGGAUGUACGUUUAUAAAAGGCGCGUUUGGGGCACCAUUCAUUCCGAAGGAAUGGAAUUUUCCAUUUCUGAACUUUUAAAGACGCUGUCCGACAACGAACAUAUCUUGCCUCCUUCCGCAUUGAAGCUGUCAAGAAUUGAUGUAGAUGAUCAACGUCGCUUGGAGCCCUUCCUUCAUUUUAGUAACACGCGCUGCUCAGUUCUUUAUUUCAAGACUGUAUCAUGAAAAUGUUAAGAAAGAAGGUCAUAUGGAGUUGGGAAUGAUAUGAGGAAUGUAAACUCUUGCCAUUUCUAGACCAGAAGCCAGAGACAUCCUCCCCAAAAUAACUCUCGUGCUUCAUGAGAGCACCGUUGGAUAACGAAUCAAAUCAAAACCAAACACAAACCAAAUAGAAAUUCAUCUGACAGACGGAUGCUUCCGUUUCCUUCUAGAAAAACAGCAAACCAAAGAAAUAAGAGUUUUCAUGUGCUUUUACUUGCAACUUUACCCAGAUAAGCCAGUUUUUUGCAGACAAUUGCAUUUUGAACAGUAGCUCAAACAUGUUAAAAACGGGACCAGUGAUGGAGGCGGCAGAUAUUGCAGUUGUUGCACUUUAUUUUGUGCUUGUGCUUGUAAUUGGCCUGCUCGCCAUGUGGAAGGCCAACCAUAGCACUGUCAGUGGCUACUUCCUGGCAGGUCGAACUAUGAAUUGGUUUGUGAUUGGCGCCUCACUGUUUGUCAGCAACAUCGGCAGCGAGCAUUUCAUUGGACUUGCUGGUUCUGGUGCAGCCAGUGGUUUUGCAGUGGGUGCCUGGGAGUUCAAUGCCCUCUUGCUUCUGCAGCUACUUGGUUGGGUGUUCAUUCCAGUCUACAUCUACUCUGGGGUUUACACCAUGCCAGAGUACCUCUCCAAGCGCUAUGGGGGCAAGCGGCUAAAGAUUUACUUUGCAGCCCUCUCACUUCUGGUCUACAUCUUUACUAAACUCUCAGUGGACUUGUACGCAGGAGCUCUUUUCAUUCAGGAGUCUCUUGGCUGGAACCUCUACCUGUCAAUCAUCUUGCUUAUCUCUAUGACCGCCUUGCUGACAGUUACCGGUGGACUGGCAGCUGUGAUCUACACGGACACUCUACAGGCUGUGCUUAUGGUUGGCGGUGCGUUAACCCUUACCAUCAUCAGCCUGGUCAAGGUCGGUGGUUUGGAAGGGGUGCGGGAAAAAUACAUGGAGGCAGUCCCCAAUGUCACAGCCAUCCUAGCUAACAGCAACUUCAGCUUCCAGUACACAAACUCCUGCCGAAUCCAUCCCAAGCCAGAUUCCCUCAAGCUCCUACGAGGGCCACUGGAUGAGGACAUCCCUUGGCCAGGCUUCAUUUUGGGUCAAACACCCUCAUCCAUUUGGUACUGGUGUGCUGACCAGGUCAUCGUCCAGAGAGUGUUAGCUGCCAAGAACAUUGCCCAUGCCAAAGGCUCCACACUUAUGGCAGGAAUGCUGAAGAUCCUUCCCAUGUUCAUCAUUGUUAUUCCAGGGAUGAUCUCACGAAUAUUGUUCCCUGAUGAGCUGGCAUGCAUUGGACCAGAGCACUGCAUGGCUGUGUGUGGCAGUCAGGCUGGCUGUUCCAACAUCGCCUACCCUCGGCUGGUUAUGAGCGUGAUGCCGGUGGGUCUCCGGGGGUUGAUGAUGGCUGUGAUGAUUGCUGCCCUCAUGAGUGACCUAGACUCGAUUUUUAACAGCGCUAGCACCAUCUUCACACUGGACAUUUAUAAAAUGCUGCGUGUAUGUGCCUCCUCCCGUGAGCUGGUGGUCGUCGGCAGGUUAUUUGUGCUAUUCAUGGUAACUAUCAGCAUUGCUUGGGUGCCUGUCAUUAUUGAGAUGCAAGGUGGCCAGAUGUACCUGUACAUCCAGGAAAUUGCAGGAUACCUGACUCCACCCAUUGCUGCCCUUUUUCUACUUGGAGUCUUCUGGAAGCGUUGCAAUGAGACCGGCGCAUUUUGGGGUGGCAUGACUGGGUUCGUACUAGGCACUGCCCGCCUCUUCCUUGGGUUCAUAUAUCGUGAGCCAAAAUGCGACCAGCCGGAUGAACGGCCGGCUUUCAUCACAGAUGUCCACUACAUGUACAUUGCUGCCGGGCUGUUUUGGAUCUCAGGGCUGGUGGCUGUGUGUGUCAGUCUGUGCACAUCUCCACCAGAAGAGGAGAAGGUCAAGCGUACCACAAUAUGGGGCUUGAAAAAACUUAAACGCCUUCCUGUGACAAAACGAGAGGAGAUGUACAAACUCACUAAUGGCAGUGGCGAUGGUGUUCUCAAGAAAGAUGUUCCAGAAGAUGUCCAAAAGGAAAGAUGUCUUGAUGGGGCUGACAUGACCCUCCUUAUGCCCUCCCCUUGUGAGCAAGAUCCCAUGACCCCCAGCACAGAGGCAUCCACACCGAUGGAGCUGUAUGCCAAUGGUCAUGCAAACCUUGUAAAACAGAAGAAUCAAGACAAGUGUGAUGAAGAGAGCUGCCUGCAAGUGUUUGACUGGAUUUGUUGUCACAAAGAGAAAACAUCUGGUGUCGAACCCAAAGUGGUUGAAGAAGAUGAAGGAGCUGUCCGUGAAUUGCUUCAUGAGCCUCCUAAGAUCAAGCUCUUACUUAACUUAGGCCUGGUAUUUGUCUGUUCGCUGGGUGUUUUCAUGUUUGUGUACUUCUCCUUGUAAUAUGCUGAUCUCGCAGUACCAUAAGGCCUGUCUGAAAGACAACACAUUUAUAUAAACUAUUUGUUAUUAUAAGCCAUUUAGGGUCUGUAAUAUUUACAGUGUGGUUUAUUUUUA
Molecule: messenger RNA, 2935 nt
Organism: Carassius auratus (goldfish)
Lineage: Eukaryota; Metazoa; Chordata; Actinopteri; Cypriniformes; Cyprinidae
Product: sodium/myo-inositol cotransporter-like
Exons: 3
Coding region: 692-2821 (709 amino acids)
Biological process (GO): myo-inositol transport; transmembrane transport; inositol metabolic process
Cellular component (GO): plasma membrane
Molecular function (GO): D-glucose:sodium symporter activity
Source: RefSeq, a predicted model, not a curated record